Scylla paramamosain (green mud crab) is the source of this 12225-nucleotide messenger RNA. RefSeq lists its product as uncharacterized. Bases 192 to 11807 code for a protein of 3871 amino acids. Gene Ontology annotation, molecular function: ATP binding; microfilament motor activity; actin filament binding. The transcript has 43 exons. The record is from RefSeq and is a predicted model, not a curated record. Gene Ontology annotation, cellular component: myosin filament; myosin II complex; cytoplasm. Gene Ontology annotation, biological process: sarcomere organization; muscle contraction. NCBI's taxonomy places the organism in Eukaryota, Metazoa, Arthropoda, Malacostraca, Decapoda, Portunidae.
CUUACAGCACGCCCGGGGAGGCGAUCACGGAGGAGAGCCGCGCAGGCCGCCCUCAGACGCGCUCCGGUGGGUGCUGCGAUCGGUGGUGUGCUCGUAGUGGUGCAGUGAAGCGUGUCGUUGACGAAGGCAGUGAGGACUCCAGGUCACUGAGACAGCUUUAGGCACCCACCACUACCAACACCACCACCGCCAUGCCUGGCCACAUCAAAAAGAGCACGGGCCCUGAUCCCGACCCCAGCGAGUAUCUUUAUAUUUCGGCUGAGAUGAAGAUGAAGGAUCAGACCAAGCCCUACGAUUCGAAGAAGUCUUGCUGGGUGCCUGAUGCCAAGGAGGGAUUCCUUGAGGGUUUGAUCCAAGGCACUAAGGGAGACAAGGUCACUGUGAUGGCUGGCGGAGAGACCAAGGAGUACAAGAAGGACCAAGUACAGCAGGUCAACCCACCCAAGUACGAGAAAUGCGAGGACAUGUCCAACCUGACCUACCUGAACGAUGCCUCUGUCCUGUACAACCUGAAGACUCGCUACGUCAACAAGCUCAUCUACACCUACUCCGGUCUCUUUUGUAUUGUGGUGAAUCCCUACAAGCGAUACCCCAUCUACACAAACCGUGUGGUCAAGAUUUAUCUAGGCAAGAGGCGUAAUGAGGUGCCUCCUCACCUUUUCGCUAUUUCUGACGGCGCUUACAGCAACAUGUUGCAAGUUGGCGAGAACCAGUCUAUGCUGAUCACCGGUGAGUCCGGCGCCGGCAAGACCGAGAACACCAAGAAAGUACUCUCCUACUUCGCCAACGUUGGUGCCACCACCAAGAAAGAGGGUGAAAACAAGAAGAAUCUGGAAGAUCAGAUUAUCCAGACUAACCCUGUACUGGAGGCCUUCGGCAACGCCAAGACCGUCCGUAACGACAACUCCUCCCGCUUCGGUAAAUUCAUUCGCAUUCACUUCCAACCGACUGGAAAGCUGUCUGGUGCUGAUAUUGAGGUCUAUCUGCUGGAGAAAGCUCGUGUCAUCUCCCAGCAGUCUCUUGAGCGAUCCUACCAUAUCUUCUACGAGAUGAUGUCCGACCAGGUCCCCGAAAUAAAACCUCUGUGUAAGCUCAGCAACGACAUCUACGACUACCACUACGUGUCUCAAGGCAAAGUCACCGUGCCUUCUAUCGACGAUAAGGAGGACAUGCAGUUCUGUCACGAUGCAUUCGAUAUUUUGGGCUUCACUAAGAUGGAGGUUGAUAACGUGUACAAGAUCACAGCCUGUGUCAUGCAUUUGGGCGAGCUCAAGUUUAAGCAGAGGGGUCGCGAGGAACAGGCAGAACCCGACGGUACUGAAGCCGGAGAAAAAAUUGCAGAUCUCAUGUCCGUGGACGUGAAUGACCUGUACCUGGCCAUUACCAAGCCCAAGAUCAAAGUCGGCACUGAGUUUGUGUCCAAGGGUAUGAAUGUUGACCAGUGUUACUACUCUAUCGGCGCCAUGGCCAAGACUCUGUUUGACCGUGUCUUCAAGUUUAUCGUUGGGAAGUGUAAUGAAACUCUUGAAACCGGUCUCAGGCGCCAUUCCUUCAUCGGUGUGCUGGAUAUUGCCGGCUUUGAGAUCUUCGACUUCAACGGCUUCGAGCAGAUCUGCAUUAACUUCUGUAACGAGAAGCUGCAGCAGUUCUUCAACCACCACAUGUUCGUGCUGGAACAGGAAGAGUACAAGAAAGAAGGCAUCGAGUGGACUUUCGUGGACUUCGGCAUGGACUUGCAGGCCUGCAUUGAACUCUUUGAGAAGAAAAUGGGUCUCCUGUCCAUCCUGGAGGAAGAGUCUAUGUUCCCCAAGGCAACAGAUAAGUCUUUCGCUGAGAAGCUGAACGCAAACCACCUCGGCAAGACUCCGGUGUUCAUCAAGCCCAAGCCUCCCAAGGCAGGCCAACCUGAGGCCCACUUCGCCAUUGUGCAUUACGCCGGCACCGUGAGCUAUAAUUUGACUGGCUGGCUCGAGAAGAACAAGGAUCCCCUCAACGAUACUCUGGUUGAUUUGCUGAAGAGAGCCGGUAACGAGCUGGCAGUACUUCUCUUCGCCGACCACCCUGGACAGUCUGGGGCCGGCGACGACAAGAAAGGCAAGAAGUCUGGAGGAUUUAAGACAGUGUCGUCUUCCUACAGAGAUCAGCUUAACAACCUGAUGAGGACUCUGAACGCCACUCACCCUCAUUUCAUCCGUUGCAUUGUGCCCAACGAGACCAAGUCCCCAGGCGUGAUGGAUGCAGCUCUGGUUAUGCAUCAGUUGACUUGUAACGGUGUGCUUGAAGGCAUUCGUAUUUGUCGCAAGGGCUUCCCCAACAGGAUGCAUUACCCGGACUUCAAGCAUCGGUACAAAAUCUUGGCCUCUAAAAUCAUGUCCGAGAUCAGGGAAGACAAGAAAUCUGCCCAGGCUUGCUUCGAUAAGGUAGAACUCAAUCCGGAGUCGUACCGUCUGGGUCACACCAAGGUGUUCUUCCGUGCCGGUGUUCUUGGUCAAAUGGAGGACCUGCGUGAUGAUCGCAUCGGCAAGCUGAUCACGUGGCUGCAGGCUUGGAUUCGUGGGUUCGCCGCUCGCAAACUUUACGAUAAACUCCAGAAACAGCGCAUUGCACUAAUGGUGGUGCAGCGCAACAUCAGAAAAUACAUGAAGAUGCGUAGCUGGCUCUGGUAUUCACUGUGGAUCACCCUAAAGCCUCGACUCACUGUGACACGCGCUGAGGAUGAACUCAUUGCCUUGGAAGAGAAGGCUGAGAAGGCUGAGACGGAACAUGCAAAGGCUGUCAAGAUUCGUGAGCAACUCCAGGCCACCAAUUCCUUGCUGACGGAAGAAAGAAAUAACCUCCUGUUGGCACUAGACUCUACCAAGGGUGGUAUGUCAGACUUUAUCGAGAAGCAGAACAAGAUCCAGGGCCAGAAGACAGACCUCGAGAAUCAGCUUACGGAAAUCACUGAACGCCUGGCGAAUGAAGAGGAAUCCCGUAACCAACUCACACAAGCUAAGAAGAAGUCUGAACAGGAAGUGUCACAGCUCAAGAGGGAAUUGGGAGAUACUGAAAUGAAAAUCCAAAAGGGAGAGCAAGACAAGUCCACAAAGGACCAACAGAUUCACAACCUUAACGAAGAAGUAUCCCACCAGGAGGAACUCAUCAAUAAAAUCAAUAAGGAGAAGAAGCAUUUGCAGGAAUGCAAUCAAAAGACAUCGGAAGACCUUCAGAGCCUUGAGGACAAGAGCAAUCACUUCGGCAAUAUCAAGUCUAAACUGGAACACAAUCUUGACGAACUCGAAGAUUCUCUGGAGCGAGAAAAGAAACUUCGCAGUGAUGUCGAAAAAGCCAAGAGAAAGGUUGAGGGUGAUCUCAAGUUGACUCAAGAAGCCAUCGCUGAUCUGGAGCGCAAUCAGAAGGAUAUCGAAAAUACCAUCCAUCGCAAGGAUAAGGAAUACGCCGCCCUCGUCACAAAAAUUGAGGAAGAACAAAUGCAGAUCAAUAAGGUACAGAGACAAAUCAAGGAACAACAAGCCAGAAUCGACGAGCUCGAGCAGGAAGUUGAAUUCGAGCGUCAGUCCCGUGCUAAGGCUGAAAAGAGUAAGACCAAUUUGGCCAGAGACCUGACAGAACUCGGUGACCGCCUGGAGGAAGCCGGAGGGGCCACUGCCGCCCAGAUCGAGCUGAACAAGAAGCGUGAGUCUGAGCUGACCAAGCUCCGCCGCGACCUCGAGGAGAUCAACAUCCAGCAUGAGUCUGCACUUUCUCUCCUCCGCAGGAAACACAACGAUGCUAUCACUGAACUUUCAGAACAGAUCGACUACCUCAACAAGACAAAGGCCAGGCUCGAGAAGGAAAAGGAUUCCUUGAAACGAGAAGCUGAGGAUGCUAAGUCUACGCUGGACGGUUUAGCUCGUGAUAAGGCUGCUGGAGAGAAGACAGCCAAACAAAUUCAGCAACAAAUUGCUGAGGUCCAUGCCAGGCUGGAUGAGUCAAAUCGCACACUCAGCGAUUUCGAUGCUACCAAGAAGAAGUUGGCAGCUGAGAAUGGUGACCUCCUGCGGCAGGUAGAAGAGGCGGAGAACCAGAUAGGUCAGCUGUCCAAACUGAAACUGUCGCUCACCAAUCAGCUGGACGACAACAGGAAGCUGUCGGACGAGGAGAGUCGGGAGCGCGCAACCCUUCUCGGUAAAUGCCGCAACCUGGAGCAUGACAUUAUUGGGCUACGGGAGCAGCUCGACGCUGAGAGUGAGGGCAAGGCUGACAUGCAGCGCCUGCUUUCUCAAGCUAACGCAGAUGCUCAGAUGUGGCGGUCAAAGUACGAAUCUGAGGGCGUAGCACGUGCUGAAGAAAUUGAGGCCGCUCGAAUGAAACUGGCUGCUCGUUUGGAGGAGGCAGAGUCACAGAUCGAGCAGCUAAACAUUAAAAACCUCAGCCUGGAGAAGGCCAAGCAGCGCCUGGCAUCUGAUAUUGAGGAUGGACAAAUCGCAGCUGAACGCGCCCAAACGUUGGCCUCUGCAGCUGAAAAGAAACAGAAGAACUUCGACAGGAUCCUGUCGGAAUGGAAACUGAAGGUUGAAGACUUGGCAGCUGAGCUCGACGCCUCCCAAAAGGAAUGUCGCAACUAUUCUACUGAACACUUCCGUGUCAAGGCUGCUUACGAAGAGAACUUGGAACACCUCGACUCAGCUCGCCGUGAAAACAAGAAUCUCAGUGAUGAAAUUAAGGAUUUGAUGGACCAAAUCAGUGAGGGCGGUCGAUCAUUCCACGAGCUGGAAAAGAAUGUUAAACGUCUGGAAGUCGAGAAGGAGGAGUUGCAGGCCGCCCUGGAGGAGGCCGAGGCCGCCCUAGAGCAGGAGGAGAACAAGGUUCUCCGUGGCCAGCUGGAACUCAGCCAGGUCAGGCAGGAGAUCGACCGCCGUAUUCAGGAGAAGGAAGAGGAGUUCGAGAACACAAGGAAAUGCCACCAGCAAGCUAUGGACUCUAUGCAGGCUUCUCUUGAGGCUGAAGCCAAGGCCAAGGCCGAGGCUCUCCGCCAGAAGAAGAAGCUUGAGUCCGACAUCAAUGAACUGGAGAUCUCUCUUGACCACUCGAACAAGGCCCACUCUGACCUCCAGAAGACCUUCAAGAAGCUCCAGAAUGAAAUCAAGGACAUGGAGCUGAAGGUGGAGGAGCAACAUCGCAUUGCCUCCGAGUAUCGCGAGCAGCUAGGCAUCUCUGACCGCCGCGGCAACGCCCUUCAGGGAGAAUUGGAAGAAUCCCGCUCUCUUCUCGAACAGUCCGACAGGUGUCGUCGCCAAGCUGAAGCCGACCUUUCUGAGGCUCAAGAACACCUGAACAACCUUAACAGCCAGUGCAGCACUCUCACUCUGGCCAAGAGGAAGCUGGAAAGCGAGAUGCAGACCUUGCAGGCUGAUCUGGAUGAGAUGUUGAACGAGACCAAGAACUCUGAGGAGAAGGCCAAGAAGGCUAUGGUGGACGCCGCCCGUCUGGCAGAUGAACUGCGCUCUGAGCAGGAGCACGCCCAGAAUCAGGAGAAGGCGAGAAAGACUCUGGAGGUUUCUUACAAGGACCUGCAAGCUAAGUUUGAAGAAAGUGAAGGCAAUGCUCAGAAGGCCGUGAAGAAAUCUCUGAGCAAGCUGGAAGACCGCGUUCGCGAUCUGGAGUGCCAACUGGACGAUGAGUCCCGCCGCCACUCCGACGCCCAGAAAAACCUGAGGAAGUGUGAGAGGCGCAUCAAGGAACUCACCUUCCAGGCCGACGAAGACAAGAAGAACCACGAGAGGAUGCAGGACCUUGUCGACAAACUCCAGCAGAAGAUUAAGACCUACAAGAGGCAGAUCGAAGAGGCUGAGGAGAUUGCUGCCCUCAACCUGGCCAAGUUCCGCAAGGCCCAGCAGGAACUCGAGGAAGUUUCCGCCAUGUCACGUCACUGUGGACAGGAAACCCAGACAAACAGCUACAAUGGCAACGCCACUAGACUCGGGAUCCCAGAAGGUGUCAGGUUAAUAUUAGACGACACUCAUAUGGGUCAGGCCACUCCUUGUGCAUUCGAUGCUUUUCCUUUGCCAAAGAGACAAAAAUGCCUGAUGGCACCCACCACCACCAUGCCUGGCCACGUAAAGAAGAGCACGGGCCCCGACCCCGACCCCUCUGAAUGGCUCUAUAUUUCGAAUGAGAUGAAGAUGAAGGACGCCACCAAGCCUUAUGACCCCAAGAAGUCCUGCUGGGUGCCUGAUCCCAAGGAGGGCUUCCUUGAGGGCAUGAUCCAGGGCACCAAGGGUGAUAAAAUUACUGUGAUGGCUGCCGGCGAGACCAAGGAGUACAAGAAGGACCAAGUACAUCAGGUCAACCCACCUAAGUACGAGAAAUGCGAGGACAUGUCCAACCUGACCUACCUGAACGACCCUUCUGUCCUAUAUAACUUGAAAGCCCGCUAUGUCAACAAGCUUAUUUACACCUACUCCGGCCUCUUCUGUAUUGUGGUGAACCCCUACAAGCGCUACCCCAUCUACACCAACCGUGUGGUCAAGAUCUACCAGUGUAAGAGGCGUAAUGAGGUGCCUCCUCAUCUGUUCGCCAUCUCUGACGGUGCCUACUCUGCUAUGAUGCAAGUGGGUGGAAACCAGUCCAUGUUGAUCACCGGCGAGUCCGGCGCCGGCAAGACUGAGAACACGAAGAAGGUACUUUCCUACUUCGCCAACGUCGGUGCCACCACCAAGAAGGAAGGCGAGGCCGAAAAGAAGAACUUGGAGGACCAGAUCGUGCAGACCAACCCUGUGCUGGAAGCUUUCGGUAACGCCAAGACCGUCCGUAACGACAACUCCUCCCGCUUCGGUAAGUUCAUCCGUAUCCACUUCCAACCCAAUGGCAAGCUGUCUGGUGGUGACAUUGAGGUCUACCUGCUGGAGAAGGCUCGUGUCAUCUCCCAGCAGUCCCUUGAGCGAUCCUACCAUAUCUUCUACGAGAUGAUGUCCGACCAGAUCAAGGAAAUCAAGCCCUCAUGUCUGCUCAGCAACGACAUCUACGACUAUCACUACGUGUCUCAGGGCAAGGUUACCGUGCCUUCCAUCGAUGACGGCGAGGACAUGCAGUUCUGUCAUGACGCCUUUGACAUCCUGGGUUUCACCAAGACUGAGAUUGAGAACGUAUACAAGAUCACCGCCGCUGUCAUGCACAUGGGUAACAUGAAGUUCAAGCAAAAGGGUCGUGAAGAGCAGGCUGAACCUGAUGGUACUGAGCAUGGUGCCAAAGUUGCGACUCUUUUGGGCUGUGACGUGAAUGACGUGUACCUGGCCAUUACCAAGCCCAAGAUCAAGGUCGGCACUGAGUUUGUGGCCAAGGGCAUGAAUGUUAACCAGUGCUACUACUCCAUCGGCGCCAUGGCCAAGGCUCUGUUUGAUCGUGUCUUCAAGUUUAUCGUCACCAAGUGUAAUGAAACUCUUGAAACCGGUCUCAAGCGCGCUUCCUUCAUCGGUGUGCUGGAUAUUGCUGGCUUUGAGAUCUUUGACUACAACGGCUUCGAGCAGAUCUGCAUCAACUUCUGUAACGAGAAGCUGCAGCAGUUCUUCAACCACCACAUGUUCGUGCUGGAGCAGGAAGAGUACAAGAAGGAAGGCAUCAACUGGGUGUUUGUGGACUUCGGUAUGGAUCUGCAGGCCUGCAUUGAGCUCUUCGAGAAGAAAAUGGGUCUUCUGUCCAUCUUGGAGGAAGAGUCUAUGUUCCCCAAGGCAACAGAUAAGUCUUUCGCUGAGAAGCUGAAUGCAAACCAUCUCGGCAAGACUCCCUGUUUCAUCAAGCCCAAGCCCCCCAAGGCUGGUCAGACUGAGUCUCACUUCGCCAUCGUCCACUAUGCCGGCACUGUGAGCUACAACCUGUCUGGCUGGCUCGAGAAGAACAAGGAUCCCCUCAACGAUACUCUGGUCGACGUGCUCAAGAAAUCCUCCAAUGAACUGGCUGUCUUCAUCUUUGCUGACCAUCCAGGACAGUCUGGCGGUGAUGACAAGAAGGGUGGACGUGGUGCUAAGUCAGGCUCCUUCAAGACUGUGUCAUCAAGUUACAGGGAGCAGCUCAACAACCUGAUGAGGACCCUGAACGCCACUCAUCCUCACUUCAUCCGUUGUAUUGUGCCCAACGAGACCAAGUCCCCAGGUGUUAUUGACGCUGGCCUGGUUAUGCAUCAGCUGACCUGUAACGGUGUACUUGAGGGUAUCCGUAUUUGCCGCAAGGGCUUCCCUAACAGGAUUCCCUAUUGUGACUUCAAGCACAGGUACCUGAUCUUGGCUCCUAAGGAGAUGGCUGAAGCUAAGACAGACAAGGCUAUGGCUCAAGCUUGCUUCACUAAGGCAGGUCUUGAGGAGGAGUCCUACAGGCUGGGCAACACAAAGGUAUUCUUCCGAGCUGGUAUCCUGGGUAGGAUGGAGGAGCUGCGUGACGACCGCAUCUCCCUGCUCCUUGCUUGGCUGCAGGCCUGGUGCCGUGGCUACAUCAGCCGUAAGAGCUAUCAGAAGCUCCAGAAGCAACGCAUCUCACUGCUGGUGGUGCAGCGUAACAUCAGGAAAUACAUGAAGAUGCGCACCUGGAAAUGGUAUGGAAUGUGGAUGGUUCUGAAGCCUACUCUUCAUGUCGUAAGCAUUGAGGACGAGCUGAGGGCCCUUGAGGAGAAGGCCGAAAAGGCUGAAAAGGAAUACGAACAGAUGGUUAAGAAGCACCAGGAGCUCGAGAAGGUUAAUACUGGUCUCACUGACGAGAAGAACGAACUCGUGUCAGCGCUGGACUCUUCCAAGGGUGGCGCACAAGACUUCAUUGACAAGAUCAACAAACUCCAGGCCCAGAAGAAUGAGCUGGAUGCCCAAGUCAAUGAAGCCCAGAAACGCCUGCGCAAUGAAGAGGACGCCCGCAACAAGCUUCAGCAGUCAAACAAAAAGACAGAACAGGAGGUUGAUGGUUUGAGGAAGGAUAUGGAAGACCUGGAACAGGCCAUUCAGAAGGCUGAGCAGGAUAAGGCAACGAAGGAUCAACAGAUCCACAACAUGAAUGAGGAAGUCGCCCACCAGGAGGAACUCAUCAAUAAGAUCAACAAGGAGAAAAAGCAUCUCCAGGAAUGCACCCAGAAGACGUCUGAGGAUCUGCAGAAUCUUGAAGACAAAUGCAAUCACUUCAUUAACAUUAAGGCAAAACUUGAGAGCAACUUGGAUGAAGUUGAAGAUACUCUCGAGCGCGAAAAGAAGCUUCGCAACGACGUAGAGAAGGCCAAGAGGAAGGUUGAAGGUGACCUGAAGCUUUCUCAAGAGGCUGUCGCUGAUCUGGAGCGCAACCAGAAAGAGAUCGAAGCUACCAUCCUUCGCAAGGAGAAGGAGCACUCAGCUCUGGUCAGCAAAAUCGAAGAGGAACAGGCUCAAUAUACUAAGCUGCAGAGACAGAUCAAGGAACAGCAAACCCGCAUCGAAGACCUUGACCACGAAGCUGAACACGAACGCCAGGCACGUGCCAAGGCUGAGAAGGGGAAGACCACUCUGGCUCAGGAGCUUUCCGAGCUUGCAGAUCAACUGGAUGAAGCUGGUGGUGCCACUGCCGCCCAGAUUGAACUCAACAAGAAGCGCGAGGCUGAGCUGGCCAAGCUCCGCCGCGACCUUGAGGAGAUCAACAUUCAACAUGAAGCUGCUCUUUCACAACUUCGCAAGAAGCACAAUGAUACCAUCAAUGAGAUGUCCGAACAGAUCGAUCAUCACAACAAACUGAAGGCCAGACUGGAGAAGGAUAAGGAUACCCUGAAGCGUGAGGCUGAGGAUGCUAAGGCAGCCCUUGAUUCUCUUGUUCAUGAAAAGGCUGCUGCGGAGAAGACUGUCAAGCAGAUCCAGCAGCAGAUCGCAGACCACACCGGCAAACUGGACGAGCUGAAUCGCACUCUCAACGACUUUGAUUCUACCAAGAAGAAACUCUUUGCCGAUAACAACGAUCUUCAGAGACAAAUUGAAGAAGCCGAGAGCCAGAUUAGUCAGCUGUCCAAGAUGAAGCUGUCUCUCACCAAUCAGCUGGAGGACCACAGGAAGCUGGCGGAUGAGGAGAGCCGGGACCGUGCUACUCUGCUGGGUAAGUGCCGCAACCUUGAGCACGACAUCGAGGGUCUCCGCGAGCAGCUGGAGAUUGAGAGCGAAGCCAAGGGCGACGUGCAGCGUAUGUUGUCAAGAGCCAGUGCUGAGGCUCAGAUGUGGCGCUCCAAGUACGAAAAUGAAGGUGUGGCCCGAGUUGAAGAAAUUGAAGCUUCUCGCUUGAAGCUCGCCGCUCGCCUGGACGAAGCAGAAUCUCAGAUUGAACAGCUCAAUGUCAAGAAUGUCAGUUUGGAAAAGGCCAAGCAGCGUCUGCUCACUGAUAUUGAAGAGACUCAGAUCGCCGCUGAACGUGCUAAGACCAUCGCUGAUUCAGCUGAGAAGAAACAGAAGCAUUACGAUCGUAUUCUCUCUGAAUGGAAGCUCAAGGUUGACGAUCUCGCCUCUAACCUUGAUUCAUCCCAGAAGGAAUGCCGUAAUUACUCUACUGAGGUCUUCCGCGUCAAGGCCGCUUACGAAGAGAACCUGGAACAAUUGGACUCCAUCCGCAGAGAAAACAAGAACCUCAAUGAUGAAAUCAAGGACCUUGUUGACCAGAUUGGUGAGGGUGGCCGCGCCUACCAUGAAAUUGAAAAGAGUGUUAAGCGUCUCGAUAUCGAGAAGGAGGAGCUGCAGGCUGCCCUGGAGGAGGCCGAGGCCGCCCUGGAGCAGGAGGAGAACAAGGUUCUCCGUGGCCAGCUGGAGCUCAGCCAGGUCAGGCAAGAGAUCGACCGCCGCAUCCAGGAGAAGGAAGAGGAGUUCGAGAACACGAGGAAAUGCCACCAGCAAGCUAUGGACUCCAUGCAAGCAACUAUUGAGGCUGAAGCCAAGGCCAAGGCCGAGGCUCUCCGUCAGAAGAAGAAGCUUGAGUCCGACAUCAAUGAACUGGAGAUCUCUCUUGACCACUCGAACAAGGCCCACUCUGACCUCCAGAAGACCUUCAAGAAGCUCCAGAUGGAAUACAAGGAUAUGGAGCUGAAGGUGGAGGAGCAGCACCGCAUUGCCUCCGAGUUCCGCGACCAGUACAACAUGGCAGAGCGCCGUGGCAAUGCCCUGCAGGGAGAGCUUGAAGAGUCUCGCUCUCUUCUAGAGCAAUCCGACCGCGCCCGUCGCCAGGCUGAGUCCGACCUCGCUGACGCCAAUGACCAGCUCAGUGAGCUUGGCACACAAUGCAGCGACAUGUCACUGUCCAAGAGGAAGGUCGAGGGAGAAAUCCAAACCCUACAGACCGAUCUGGAUGAGAUGCUGAGCGAAGCCAAGAACUCCGAAGAGAAGGCCAAGAAGGCCAUGGUGGAUGCCGCCCGGCUGGCCGAUGAACUGCGCGCUGAACAGGAACAUGCCCAGAACCAAGAGAAGAUGCGCAAGGGUCUUGAAGUUUCCCUCAAGGAACUCCAGGCAAGACUUGAAGAAAGUGAGAUGAAUGCCCAGAAGGCCAUCAAGAAUGCUGUGGCCAAGCUGGAGGGUCGUGUACGCGAGCUUGAAGUUAACCUUACCGAAGAGUCCCGCCAUUAUUCCGACGCCCAGAAGAACCUGAGGAAGUGCGAGAGACGCAUCAAGGAGCUCACCUUCCAGGCCGAGGAAGACAAGAAGAACCACGAGAAGAUGCAGGAUCUUGUCGACAAACUCCAGCAGAAGAUGAAGACCUAUAAGAGGCAGAUCGAGGAGGCAGAAGAAAUCGCUGCCCUCAACUUGGCCAAGUUCCGCAAGGCCCAGCAGGAACUCGAAGAAAACACUGCCUAAAUUAUUUUAUCGUGGUAUAAACCCAUUCCCUUAAUGUUCGUCACCACAACCACGAAGCAAAGAAUUUAAUGUAGCCGGUUUUUUUUUUUUUUUCAUUACUAGAUGCAGUCAUUCAUUACAAUAUUAUUACCUCGAUUCACUCCGACUGAAGAGCUUUGCCCAUGAAGCAAACGGCUGAGAUCAGAUCAAGGAGUGAAUGGAACUGUUGGAUGUUAUUUUCUUAAAUCGGGGUUGAUCAGUAACGACUAAGAAAACUUUAUUAUUAUUAUUAUUAUUAUUAUUAUUAUUAUUAUUAUUAUUAUUAUUAUUAUUGCUGUUUUUGUUAUUACUGUCAUCAUCAUCAUCAUUAUAUCUAUCGCUGACUGGCCACAACUUGAUAAAUAAAAUAUACCAGUAUAUAUAAAAUUUUAUGAAGAAA